AAGGAGGAUGAUUUGGGAGAUCUAGGGUUCAAGGUAAGUAAGUAAUACAAUUCAAAUUAGUUUCUGUUUGCUUUACAAUAGAUUCUUUGACUUUAGGAUUAACAUCAUUAACCAUAUAUUGAUUGAGUCAGUACUCCGGGUAUACGUAUCAUCCUUGUACCAAUACCAUAUCUGAGCACCUGCUUCUUCUGAUUCCACAAUCACCAAUCCUAAACCCUGAAAUACAAAAAUGUCUGAGCAUGAUCAAAUCCAACACAGCAUCGAUAUCCCAGAUGACAAGAUUCUUGACUGGAUUAUCGGCUCAGUUACCGAUGUCGAUGCCAAUGACACUUCCCAACCGUCAUCAGCCGCAAAAAAAAUCCCCAGAGUUCCAAGCAUGCUGAGUGAGAAACACAACUACGAGGAAUGCUUUGCUCCUCAGGAUGUCUCCAUUGGUCCUUACCAUUAUGAAGAACCAAAACUCCAGGCGUUCGAGGAACUCAAGCCUGUUAUGGCAAGUAGUCUCUUUAAACACAGGCCGGGGGCCUUAAUAAGUUUGUACAAAAAGGUUGGUGAAGAGGAAAUGAUGAAAGAUUUAAGAAGCUUUUAUGAACAAGACUCGACAACCAAGUAUUCCGAUAAGGUCUUCAUUAAGAUGAUGUUGCUGGAUUCUUGUUUUAUUCUUUAUUUUAUGUUAUACGUUCAUAUGGGGGGGUCUUCUCGUGCUUAUGGAAGCUUGUUCAAGAGCUUCGACCUGGUUUUAAGUGUUUGGGGAGAUUUGUUAUUACUUGAAAACCAAAUCCCCUUCAAACUUCUACAAAUGAUGAAUAUAUGGAAUGAAACAUAUAUUUUUAAAAACAUCCAAGCGCUCAUCCAUAAUAUUUAUAUGUUGAGGUCUUCAGAUCAGAAAAGAACGUGGUUAAAAUCAAUACUUUGCAUCCGAAGUGAUCAACAACGUUUGGAAUCCGAGUUAACUGGCGACAAUGCACCGGAUCAUCUUCUCCAUCUUCUUUAUCUUACUCAUAUACCUAAAGAUGUCUCCAUGAAGUAUAAGAAUAAAGAAUACAAUUACAACAGCAAUAACUUCCCCACUGUUAACCAGCUUUUGGAUGUAGGGAUUCGUUUCAAGCAAUGUGACCCUAUUUCUUUAAAACACGUGAGGUUCUCUAAGGGCUGGUUUGAGUUUUCAGCUGCUGUACAACUCCCACCAAUAACCUUGUCGGGUGAAACCAAGCCUCUUUUGUUAAACUUGAUAGCCUAUGAAACGGGCUCAGGUAAAGAUGAAUGCUUUGCAUCGUACGUUUGUCUUCUUCGGUCUCUGAUUGGUAGCCAUGAGGACGUUAGGGUUCUUAAAAAAGCUGGGGUGCUUCAACACCGCUUCGGGACUGAUAAUGACGUCGUGGAUUUCUUCAAUGAAAUAGCCGCGGAUUUAAUUCCACAAAAUGAAGCAUAUGUUGAACUUAAGGAUGACAUACAAAGUUACUAUGAAGGUUGUAGUAACACACCCAUUUCCGACCUUAGGCGUGAAUAUCGCAAGAGCCCAUGGAAGUUUAUUUCACUUCUUGGAGCUUUGAUAGCUCUUUUUCUUACUGCUGUUCAAACUUAUUUCGCUGUCUGGAGUCGCAAAUGAUUGUCCAUCUCCAUCUGAAUGCUUUUCCGAAGAUGAACCAUCACUUAUUAUUGUUGUGUUUGAUCUGAGUGUUGCAAGUUGUUUUAUUUAUAUUUGUAAGCAUUUGUGGAUACUUGUUCUCAACUCUUAUUCGGCAAGAAUUCUCGCAAGCG
This is a messenger RNA of Helianthus annuus (common sunflower), 1761 nucleotides long. RefSeq names its product UPF0481 protein At3g47200. NCBI's taxonomy places the organism in Eukaryota, Viridiplantae, Streptophyta, Magnoliopsida, Asterales, Asteraceae. The transcript is spliced from 2 exons. The coding region runs from base 230 to 1609 and encodes 459 amino acids. The record is from RefSeq and is a predicted model, not a curated record.